This is a messenger RNA of Loxodonta africana (African savanna elephant), 2496 nucleotides long. It is a transcript of the gene RNF13, whose product is annotated as ring finger protein 13. The record is from RefSeq and is a predicted model, not a curated record. Gene Ontology annotation, molecular function: ubiquitin protein ligase activity. Gene Ontology annotation, biological process: ubiquitin-dependent protein catabolic process. The transcript is spliced from 11 exons. NCBI's taxonomy places the organism in Eukaryota, Metazoa, Chordata, Mammalia, Proboscidea, Elephantidae. Bases 206 to 1351 code for a protein of 381 amino acids. Gene Ontology annotation, cellular component: lysosomal membrane.
GGGCUGUGGGGUCGGUGCGGGUGUUCAAUCAUGAAGUCUCGGUAGUGGCAUCUCCCGCUGCGACGCGUCGGUCAGCCUGUUCGUGUCCCGGGUGCCGGGCUCCCAGGCACUGUUCUAGGCUCUCAAGAGUAUACCAGUGGAGCAGCGAGAGAAAUAUCCUUGCCUUCAUGGAGCAUAUCUGGGAGAAAUAAGGUGGUUGUCCAAGAUGCUGCUCUCUAUAGGAAUGCUGAUGCUGUCGGCCACGCAGGUCUAUACCAUCCUGACUGUCCAGCUCUUUGCGUUCUUGAAUCUGCUGCCCGUUGAAGCGGACAUUUUAGCAUAUAAUUUUGAAAAUGCAUCUCAGACAUUUGAUGACCUUCCAGCAAGAUUUGGUUAUAGACUUCCAGCUGAAGGUUUAAAGGGUUUUCUGAUUAACUCAAAACCGGAGAAUGCCUGCGAACCCAUAGUGCCUCCACCGCUAAAAGACAAUUCAUCUGGCACUUUCAUCGUGUUAAUUAGAAGACUUGAUUGUAAUUUUGAUGUAAAGGUUUUAAAUGCACAGAGAGCAGGAUUCAAAGCAGCCAUAGUUCACAAUGUUGACUCUGAUGACCUCAUUAGCAUGGGAUCCAACGACAUCGAGGUGUUAAAGAAAAUUGACAUACCAUCAGUUUUUAUUGGGGAGUCAUCAGCUAAUUCCCUGAAAGAUGAAUUCACAUAUGAAAAAGGGGGCCACAUUGUCUUAGUUCCAGAAUUCAGUCUUCCCCUGGAAUACUACCUAAUCCCCUUCCUUAUCAUUGUGGGCAUCUGUCUCAUCUUGAUAGUCAUUUUCAUGAUCACAAAAUUUGUCCAGGACCGACAUAGAGCUAGAAGAAACAGACUUCGUAAAGAUCAACUUAAGAAACUCCCUAUACAUAAAUUCAAGAAAGGAGAUGAGUAUGAUGUGUGUGCCAUUUGCCUGGAUGAAUAUGAAGAUGGAGACAAGCUCAGAAUCCUUCCCUGUUCCCACGCUUAUCACUGCAAGUGUGUAGACCCUUGGCUAACUAAAACCAAAAAAACCUGUCCAGUCUGCAAGCAAAAAGUUGUUCCUUCUCAAGGCGAUUCAGACUCUGACACAGACAGCAGUCAGGAAGAAAACGAAGUGUCGGAACACACCCCUCUACUCAGACCUUUGGCUUCUGUCAGCGCUCAGUCGUUCGGGGCUUUGGCCGAAUCCCGCUCACGUCAGAACACGACAGAAUCUUCAGACUACGAGGAAGACGACCAUGAAGACACUGACAGCAGUGACGCCGAAAACGACAUUAGUGAACACAGUGUUGUGGUCCAGCUGCAGCCUGACGGUGGACGGGAUUACAACAUAGCAAACACCGUCUGACCUGCAGGGGGGAUCAGUUUACUUCUCUUUAAAAUUAUAUGUAGGUAUAUAAUUUGAUUUUUUUUUUUUUUUUUUGGCUCCCUUCUGAGAUUUCUGUAGAAAUAGCUCAUUUUUUAGUAUUCUGCAGUUUAAUCAGGUUACAGAAACAGGCUUUUUGAUCCAGUAUUGUCUGCAGGAGUGUACCUCGUUUCACUAAUAAUACAAAGGUGCUGUGUGACUUAAGCACCAACUCUCCUUUGGAAUGAAAAAUAGCCAAAACAUUGAAAAAAUCCUCAGUAUAGCUUGCAAAAAGACCUAGACCACAGUAUGCAAAUAUUUUGUGUUUUACACAAAAGGUCAGUGCUGCUGCUACCCAGCAUGAGCUAAGCCACCGCCCCUUCCAUGAAGUUACCUGUUCCAUGGUUUCCAAGGAGCGCCUGGUAGAUUCGAACUGCCGACCUCUUGGUUAACAACCGUAGUGCUUAACCACUACACCACCAGGGUCUCCAAAGUUACCUAGAGCUGUUGGAGUAUCUUUGUUCUGGUAUUUCUCCAAAUAGCCAUCAUUAAUGAGAGGUGGCAAGGUUAAUUUAAUAUUUUUCCUCCUAUUGGCACUACAAAGAAAAAGAUACACUCAAAGCUGUCUUUUUCCGUCCUCUUCCCAAGUAGUCCUGUCCUGACAGGGAAUACUCUGUACUAGUGCAGAUAUCAAAAAAAAAAAAUUAAAGUUUUUUAAUGCGAUAGUGUUGUGUCUGAACUUGAUUCAGCAACUAAAGUAAUGUCUCUGGACUUUGCUUACUGAAUUUCAGUAUCCUUCAGGUUUUGUGUGGUUGCGAUCAAAGCAAAAAGAAAACUAAAAAUACUCAACUUCGGCAACUGUUUCUACUCAGACCAUAUACCUCUUAAUAAAGAGCAUCUUAUGCUAACUAGCUCUGCUAAACUAUGUACAGAGGAAACUGUUCAAGUAUUGGAUUUGAAAAUGAGUGCUUAUGGUUAACAGAACUAAUGAUGUAUUUUAACAAUGUAUUAUGAGAAGCUGAAUUAUACAUCAUUGUAACUAUGUAGAAAAUAAUGGACUUACGAAUAAUCAAAAUGCUAAGAAUUUUUAUAUGGCCUUGUAAGGGGAGUUUGAAUGUUAAUAAACAUGUUUUCCACUUUAAGAACCA